Messenger RNA from Lactuca saligna, 2550 nucleotides. The record is from the annotation of a GenBank genome assembly. Lineage: Eukaryota; Viridiplantae; Streptophyta; Magnoliopsida; Asterales; Asteraceae.
AUCAUUAUUUUAUAUAAAUAAACAAAAAUAAAAAUAAAAGACACUUCUUAGCAAUUAAUAUUAUGAUCCCAUUUAAUGCUUCAGAGAGGAAAGAAACAUUCAAACAUAAAUAAACUCCAAAAAGACGUCAAACCAGAGACUCAUGCGUCCACCAGUUGACUCCAAAAAGACUUUUACCUGAAACAAUUUCUCUACUUGGAGACCAAGUCGCCUCAACUGUAUGUGUUGAAGAUGAUAUAAACCAUACUUUCUUGUUCAUUUCUGUAGCUAAUUCAUCAAAUUUUCCAUCUGGGCAUCAAGUUAAUUUCUCUAGAUUAGUAGAUGAUUACCUUAAACUAAUGCCAAAUCAACACAAUUUCCCAUCUUACGUCUUGUUAGUUUUUCCGCAUUCAAGCUCCUACUGUUGUUAAUUUCCCUGAAUUCGUUCCAUUUCUUACCAUGAGAAAAAUCAAAUUUCCAGUACAGUUUUUGGUGUUGUUUCUGAUUGUUAAUCGAAUCGAAUCAAGAUGUAAAAACGAAUGCCUUGCUUUGGCUUCAUACCGGAUGUGGGUAAGAUCAAACAUCACAUUCGUAUCGCAAAUCUUCUCCACCAAAAUCCCCCAAAUUCAAAGUUACAACCCCCAAAUCACAAAUCCAGACACAGUUGCUGAGGGUUCAAGAGUAAACGUACCUUUUUCGUGUUCCUGUGAAGAUCGAGGUUUUCUGAGUCAUCGAUUCGUGUAUAAUGUUAGUCCCGAGAACACCUACUCGUGGAUCGCAGGGACUGGCUUUUCGAAUCUGACAACUGUAAGUAUGUUGAGGAAUUACAAUACGUAUAAUGAGUUUAACAUUCCUUUAGGUAGUGAAGUAAAUGUUGUAGUGAACUGUUCUUGUGGGGAUAAAAGUGUUUCGAAGGAUUAUGGAUUGUUCAUCACGUAUCCGAUUCAAAGUGGUGAGAGUUUGUCCUCAAUUGCUAAUGAAAGUGGGAUUAACGAGAAUCUUUUGAGGGAUUAUAAUCCGAGAUCGAGUUUUAGUAGCGGGGAUUUGGUGUUUAUUCCUGGAAGAGAUCAAAAUGGAACUUUUCCGCCUUUGAAGACAAGCACAAAGGGUUUAUCGGGAAGUGCCACUGUCGGAGCAUCUGUUGGAGCAGUUGUCGGGGUUCUUUUGUUGGGGAUUUGCAUCUACUUUGGAUUUUACAGAAGGAAGAGGGUUGCGGAAGGAUCAUUUCUCGAAGAAAAUGCAAACGAACUUCAUCUUGGUAUUAUGCGUAACAUAAGCUUCGAACACUAUACAAGAUUAAUAGACGUUGUUGUUGACUUUGGUGAAGCUUCGGAUAGUAAUUUGGGAAGAAGGGUGGAGUCAGGUCAUCUUAUUGGUGGUGCACCACCAGGUGUCACCGGUAUAACCGUGGAUAAGUCGGUGGAGUUCACAUACGAGGAGCUAUCCAAGGCUACUGAUGAGUUUAGCAUGGCUAAUAAGAUUGGCCAAGGUGGUUUUGGAGCUGUUUAUUAUGGAGAGCUUCGUGGCGAGAAAGCAGCAAUAAAGAAGAUGGAUAUGCAAGCAUCAAAAGAAUUUCUUGCUGAGUUGAAGGUCUUAACACAUGUUCAUCACUUGAACCUGGUACGUUUGAUAGGAUAUUGUGUAGAAGGAUCGUUGUUUUUGGUGUAUGAGUUUAUUGAAAAUGGCAAUUUGAGUCAACAUUUGCGUGGUUCAUUAGGGAGGCAGCCAAUUCCAUGGGCUACAAGGGUACAAAUUGCCCUUGAUUCGGCUAGAGGGCUUGAAUACAUACAUGAGCACACAGUUCCUGUGUAUAUUCAUCGUGAUAUCAAGUCUCCUAACAUUUUAAUCGAUCAAAACUAUCGUGCAAAGGUUGCUGAUUUUGGGCUAGCAAAACUUACAGAAGUUGGGAGCGGUUCCUUACAAACCCGUUUAGUCGGAACAUUUGGAUACAUGCCUCCAGAAUAUGCUCAAUAUGGUGAGGUUUCUCCAAAGGUUGAUGUAUAUGCUUUUGGGGUUGUUUUAUUUGAACUAAUAUCAGCUAAAGAAGCCAUUGUCAAGGCAAAUGAAUUGUCUAGUGAGUCUAAAGGACUUGUCGGUUUGUUUGAGGAGGUCUUAAGUUUGUCUAAUCCAAAUGAAGCUCUAUGCAAACUAAUAGAUCCGAGGCUUGGAGCUGAUUACCCUAUCGACUCUAUCUGCAAGAUAGCCCAGCUUGCUAAAGCAUGUACACACGAAAACCCUCAAUUGAGGCCGAGCAUGCGGUCGAUUGUGGUUGCACUAAUGACAUUGUCAUCUUCAACCGAGGAUUGGGACGUUGGUUCUUUCUAUGAAAAUCAAGGUUUGGUUCAACUUAUGUCAGGAAGGUAGUAUAAUGUUGUUAUGCCACAUAAGCAUCCAAGUCAUACGAGGUUGUGCCACAUAAGCAACUAGACAUGGUUUGAUAGAAACUAGUAUAAUUCCAUUUUCUUGUAUAUUUCUUUGAAUUUAAUGUAAUUAGUAGUAUAGAGUUAUACUUUUUUUUUUUUAACAUCAAUAAUAAAUGUGUCCAAGUGUAACAUCCCAAAUUUAUAGAGU